Messenger RNA from Eimeria tenella, 301 nucleotides. RefSeq lists its product as uncharacterized. The transcript has 2 exons. Lineage: Eukaryota; Apicomplexa; Conoidasida; Eucoccidiorida; Eimeriidae. The annotation marks the transcript as partial. The record is from RefSeq and is a predicted model, not a curated record.
GAAGAGCCCGCGGCGCAGGGGGGCGGCUCGGAAAGCUGGGAAGGCGUUUGCCCGGUUUGUCUCCGCGGAGAAGCAGCAACAGAAGUCAUUAAAAUGGUCGCCUGCGACUCCUGCAACCGCUGGUUCCACUUUGAAUGCGUGGGGUAUGCAGGCGAGACAAGAGAAGACGACACGUGGUACUGUCCUGACUGCUACCGUGGAGGAGCUGCGGGGGGCCCUUGAAGGGGCCCCACAGGGGGCCCUUCAAGGGGCCCCACAGGGGACCCCCCUAGAAGCCCAAAGCCCCUGUGGGGGCCUCUAA